AUGGAGUUGCAGAGCAGCAAAGACAAAGUACUCGUCACCCAUCUGAGGUCUGUAUGUGUCCAUCUGGAAAAGACAUUGGGACAACAGGUUGUAGGGGCAACUGGAGGCUCUAUCACCCUCUUGAAAUGCCUCACAGACCUGGUGGUGUCUGUGACAGGCCCUCUCCUGAGCCUAAUCAGAACCACAAAGCUUACUGGGACUAUCCUUAAACUGGAGUACACUCAUUGCAGCACAUACACUGAACAUUUAAACAGCAUGAUGAUGAUACCACUGCAAACAAAUUUGACAGACUUGCCAGUGUCAGAACCCAGCUCAUCACUGUCACAGCCUGAUAGGGAUAUGACUCAGUGUUCCAUAUUAUGCAUAGACAGAGAUAAACAUGAUCGUCCAUCCAGCUGUGAUGGCUGCAAGGGUUUCUUCAGGAGGAGCAUUCGCAACAGCUACACUUACAGCUGUGAGUUCCAGUAUAGAUCCUCCUCAAUAAAACAGAUCACUGCUCAGAAUGAGAGAGACCACAGUCACAGAGCCAAGAGCCAGACAGUGGGCACUCUGUCCAUCAGUGUGCUUCUGCGGGCAGAGGCCAGUGUGCUACAGUUCCCAGCUCUGGUCUCACCUGGGAGUCAUGACAUCAACACCAGAAAGACAGCGUGGAAUGUGUUCAAGUCCAUGAAGCAGCAACUCCUCCUGCUGGCAGAAUGGGCAAAACACAUCCCAAAGUUUUGUAGCAUCUCGGUAGAUGACAGGGUAACUAUGUUAUGAACCCACUCUGCAGAACACCUUAUCCUCUGACUUAUCCUAGGGGCAGCAAGACACUCUUUGCCUUAUUACAACUUCAUUCUGCUAGGUAAUGACUUUGUGAGAAGUGGAGAUACAGUAGAUGUGUCCAGAGUAGCUUUCAGAAUCCAAGAGGGGUUGGUCAAACCUCUCAGAAAGCUGGACAUCACAGACAAAGAGUUUACUCACCUCAGAACCAUUGUUUUCUUUGCCCCAGACUGUUGGAGUUUGGAGAGUCCUCAGAUGGUUCGACAUCUGCGUUUUCAGGCCCAUCUGCUGCUACAACAAGCAACCUGGCAGGGGAGGUUUGGGGAGCUCCUGCUGAUCCUUUCACCCCUGCAUGUGGCCUGGCAAAUGGUAGAGACUCUCCACUUAGCACAGCUGCUGGGCGAAAGCAGAAUGGACAACAUGCUGCAGGGGAUGCUGCUGGGGGAGGGAGCCAAAACAGGACAGGGAUUGUGUACAGGUAGGGGACACUUUGAACAUUCUAAAAACGUCACCUCCUUCAUCUCUCAUGUUUCAACACCUCUUUCAAGUGGCUUCCUUGCUGCCCCCACAGACUGGCACUGA
Molecule: messenger RNA, 1344 nt
Organism: Sander lucioperca (pikeperch)
Lineage: Eukaryota; Metazoa; Chordata; Actinopteri; Perciformes; Percidae
Gene: hnf4b
Product: hepatic nuclear factor 4, beta
Biological process (GO): cell differentiation; positive regulation of transcription by RNA polymerase II; anatomical structure development
Molecular function (GO): zinc ion binding; RNA polymerase II cis-regulatory region sequence-specific DNA binding; nuclear receptor activity
Source: RefSeq, a predicted model, not a curated record